Molecule: messenger RNA, 3708 nt
Organism: Heteronotia binoei (common prickly gecko)
Lineage: Eukaryota; Metazoa; Chordata; Lepidosauria; Squamata; Gekkonidae
Gene: SLITRK4
Product: SLIT and NTRK like family member 4
Exons: 2
Coding region: 144-2654 (836 amino acids)
Biological process (GO): positive regulation of synapse assembly; axonogenesis; regulation of presynapse assembly
Cellular component (GO): glutamatergic synapse; membrane
Molecular function (GO): protein binding
Source: RefSeq, a predicted model, not a curated record
UUAAUGGACUCAGCCAGCCAGCGUCAGCCAGCCAGCCUUACAGGGUGGAAGGACAUGUGGAACCUGAGUCGGGAGCUGGAGUCAGCCCCAGAUUUUUCUGUCUUUGUUCAGGAGCAAUAGCUUUGAUUGCUGAUCGUAAGAAGAUGCUUCUGUGGUUCUUUCUGGUUUUGUCCAGCCCAGCUUCCUGUACAGAUCCAGAGACUGACUCAUCUGUGGAAAUUUGCAAUGUUUGCUCCUGUGUGUCGGUGGAGAAUGUUCUUUAUGUCAACUGUGAAAAGGUUGCAGUCUACAGACCCAACCAGCUGAAACCACCUUGGUCUAAUUUCUAUCACCUCAAUUUUCAGAACAAUCUCCUGAUCAUCCUCUACCCAAAUACAUUUCUGAACUUUACUCAUGCUGUCUCUCUACAGCUGGGUAACAAUAAAUUGCAGAACAUUGAAGGAGGAGCCUUCCUGGGGCUCAGUGCAUUAAAACAGUUGCACUUGAACAACAAUGAAUUAAAGGUCCUCCGAGCUGACACUUUUCUUGGCAUUGAGAACUUGGAGUAUCUCCAAGCUGACUACAAUUUAAUCAAAUAUAUUGAACGGGGAUCCUUCAACAAGCUUCACAAGCUGAAAGUCCUCAUCCUUAAUGACAAUCUAAUUUCUUUCCUUCCUGAUAAUAUUUUCCGUUUUGCUUCUCUCACCCAUCUGGAUAUACGUGGGAAUCGAAUACAGAAGCUGCCAUAUAUUGGGGUUCUGGAGCACAUUGGACGCAUCGUUGAACUGCAGCUGGAAGACAACCCUUGGAAUUGCACUUGUGAUCUCUUGCCACUGAAGGCGUGGCUGGAGAAUAUGCCCUAUAAUAUCUACAUUGGAGAAGCCAUUUGUGAGACACCCAGUGAUUUGUACGGGAGGCUUUUGAAAGAAACUAAUAAGCAAGAGUUGUGUUCCAUGGGGACAGGGAGUGAUUUUGAUGUGCGCAUUCUGCCUCCAUCGCAGCUGGAACCUGGUUACAGCACACCUAAUGGCCACACGACACAAACGUCAAUGCACAGAUUGGUCACCAAGCCUCCAAAAACUACAAACCCUUCCAAGAUCUCGGGAAUUGUAGCAGGCAAAUCACUUUCCAACCGGACUCUCAGUCAAAUAGUAUAUUUCCAAACCAGAGCGCCACUGACUCCUUGUCCUCAUCCUUGUGUUUGCAAAACACACCCUUCAGAUUUGGGAUUAAGUGUUAGUUGUCAAGAGAGAAAUAUCCAGUCAUUGGCUGAACUCGUCCCCAAACCAUUGAAUGCCAAGAAACUGCAUGUGAAUGGCAAUUAUAUUAAGGAUGUGGACAUUUCUGAUUUUGUUGAAUUUGAUGGGCUGGAUUUACUCCAUCUAGGCAGUAAUCGGAUUGUUUCCAUUAAAGGGGAAGUUUUCCGCAACCUUACAAAUUUACGGAGAUUGUAUCUCAAUGGCAAUCAGAUUGAGCGGCUGAGUCCCGAAAUGUUUGCCGGCCUUCAUAAUCUUCAAUACCUGUACUUGGAAUACAAUGUCAUCCGGGAAAUUUUAGGCAACACUUUUGACUUGAUGCCAAAUCUGCAGCUCUUGUACUUGAACAACAAUCUCUUGAGAAGUUUGCCAGCCUACAUCUUUGCUGGGGCGCCGCUUGCUCGGCUCAACUUGAGGAACAAUCAUUUCAUGUACCUGCCUGUGAGUGGCGUCCUUGAUCAGCUCAAAUCCUUGACACAGAUUGAUUUGGAAGGGAAUCCAUGGGACUGCACAUGUGACUUGGUUGCUCUGAAACUCUGGUUGGAAAAACUGAACGAAGGCAUUGUGGUGAAGGAGUUAAAGUGCGAGACCCCAGUGCAGUUUGCAAACAUUGAACUGAAGUCACUAAAAAAUGAGAUCUUAUGCCCCAAACUAUUAAACAAGCCAUCUGCUGUUUUCACUACCCCUGCACCUGCUGUCACAUUUACAACACCGUUGGGCCCCAUUCGGAGUCCCCCAGGUGGUCCAGUCCCAUUGUCGAUCCUCAUCUUAAGCAUUCUGGUCGUGCUCAUUUUAACUGUCUUUGUUGCUUUUUGUCUCCUCAUCUUUGUUCUUCGUCGCAACAAAAAACCAUCCGUGAAGCACGAAGGGCUUGGGAGCCAAGAGUGCAGUUCCAUGCAACUGCAGCUGCGGAAGCAUGACCACAUGUCCAACAAAAAGGACACUCUAGGCGCUGAGGCCUUUAUCCCUCAGACCAUUGAGCAGAUGAGCAAAAGCCACUUGUGCGGCUUAAAGGAAACAGAAACUGGGUUCACAUUUGCCGAACCACCAGGGCAGAAAGUCAUCCUGAGAAAUAACAGUGACAAGGAUAAAGAUUUAUUGCACAUGGAUAGCAGGAAAAGACUUAGCACAAUUGAUGAACUGGAUGAAUUAUUCCCAGGACGGGAUUCUAAUGUCUUUAUUCAGAAUUUUCUCGAAAGUAAAAAGGAAUACAAUAGUAUAGGGGUCAGUGGCUUUGAAAUACGCUAUCCAGAGAAACAACAAGACAGAAAAAGCAAGAAAUCCUUAAUAGGUGGCAAUCACAGUAAAAUUGUAGUGGAGCAAAGAAAGAGUGAGUAUUUUGAACUCAAAGCAAAACUUCAGGGCUCUCCGGACUACUUACAAGUCCUUGAAGAGCAAACGGCUUUGAAUAAAAUGUAGGGGUCCAUGCAAUCUCAUUUUCCUACUGAGGACAUUUAUUUAAUGAUGCAAGUGCCUUUUGUUGACUUUUAAUUUCCAAAUAUGAUAUUCUACUGGUAUAGGCAUAGAGGUAGGCAAUCCAGGGGUAUUUAAUAAAACUCUUGCUCCAAAUAGAUUUUAAUUCAAGAAACUCUUGCCCUGCGGAAUCCCUUUAAGGGAUAUUGCAAACUCUAUUGCCAAAAAAAGGUUGCUUUAUACACAUAUUACACUGAAUUUAACCUCAAGAGGCAUAUAUGUUUUCUACCCUAAUUGCAAAACUUUCAUCUCCUUGUGAUUUGUUAAAGCAAAUGCACGAGAAACAACAGGAAAAAAAAUGGAAGGAAGAAACUGGUCCUGGUGAUUGUACUUCAGUGGCAUCAUCCAUCUUGCACGUGGAUUAAAGUUGGAGGAGGAACUGGUGUCAGUCUAUCCCUUUGGUUUGUGGUGUUGUAAGCAGCACUGUUUAGAGAUUACUUGAAAAGUUUUUUUGUUAAAAAAAAAAGCAUGCAAAAGAAAGAACAUUCGAUAGUAUGUGUAAAAUUGGUUGCCUUUAUGGCCUGCAUCUUGAAACCGCUGGAUUUAUAACGUUAAAUUGUGCAGAAAUCUUUUGUUUCAGAAAUACAACACAUAUCCUUACCAAUCAAAAUCGAACCGUCUGACACAUACCAUGAAUCGGCGUAAUGGAAACAACCAACCCACAAUGGCAUCAAAAUGCAACACAAAAAAGGAUCAGCAUUCACAACAAUUGGAAGUAAAUACUUGACAUGAGACUAAAAUACAGCUUCUCAAACCCCAGUUAACCAUUCUCAGUGACAUGAGACUCCUUUCAACCCCCAAAAGGUUGUCCAGAAUUUUCAGAAAAUUUGCUUGCUGUGUGAGCGUUUCAGAAAUUAUUUUUGUAAUAUAAUUCAUAUUUAUGAAAUACUUUGUAUACUAAAUAGGGAAGAAAUUAUGUACUCCUCAAUAUGUAUUUAAAUAUGCCUGAUUUGUUUUCCUGGUCACAAAGAUGCAUUAAUCAUUCAGUAUAAUUUAAAAA